Messenger RNA from Miscanthus lutarioriparius, 291 nucleotides. NCBI's taxonomy places the organism in Eukaryota, Viridiplantae, Streptophyta, Magnoliopsida, Poales, Poaceae. The record is from the annotation of a GenBank genome assembly.
AUGGCCGGCGCGCUCCCCGACAGCGGAUCCAGGGAGGUCUCGUCCUUCGUCGAGACCAACGCGUCCGCGGCCAACGCGACCGCCGCGACGUACCUCGCCGCGGGGGGCUUCCGAGCAUGCACCGUCCUCACCUCCGGCGCCGCGCUCUGCUCGGGCACGGACGACGUCGGCGCAGCGGCGAACGGCUCUACCGCCGGCGCGCUGCCAAGGGACCUCUUCGGGUACGGCCUGGCCGUCGGCGACUCCCACGCAUGUGCGCUCCGGCGGCCCAACCACACCGCGGUGUGCUAG